AUGGCUUCUCAGGUGUGGUUCAUCGUUCUCGUGCUUGUGGUAACUACCUCGGCUAAGAGCUUCACCAAUGUUUCUGCGUUCCCCGAAAUGUUGUACGGCUCAAACUUGACCAAUUUUCGUAAAGAAUGUCCCAAUCAAUUGAGCCAGAUGGAUUCCUGUAUUGUGAUCUACAGAGAUUGUUUUGGAUUGAUGAGAGCAACUAGGGAAUGUGAUCACCAAUUCUGUGGUUGUGUCGGAGAGAGCGGAUACAUUCGAGAUGAUUCAACUCCACAAAAGUGUCUGGAUCAUCUCAAUAGUGCUUGUGUUAAAGUUCAUUCGAAAGGGAAUCUGUUCAAAAAUCAGAUUGUGGAAGAGAAUACAAAGCCAGCUGUGAACGCGAUAGAGAAAAAUUUGAAUCAGAUCCGUUCUGAACACAAAACCGUGGCAGAACAAUGUGGAAUUGAGUCGAAGAUUAAAGAUGAAGAGGCUCGAAUGCUGGCAUCAUUGAAUACAACUAACCGACUGUUUCCCAUGACAAUGACAUUCUUCGCAAUGGUCAAUGUGGAGAAGUUUAUUUCAAAAUCUGAGAAAUGUCAGAAGUCAAUCGACCAAUACGAACAUGCUCUGCAGAAUCUUGAUGAGGCAACGGUGAACCGUCUUGAAAUCCCGUAUCGCUUUUGGUUCAUUGGAGCCGAGUUCGGGUCAAUCGGAAGAGUAGUGACUAGGGCUCUAGCUGUGGAAACUUGUGAAAACGCUUCACCUGAGCUCAACCAUCACAGCGUUGUCCGAGUGAAUUGCUAUGAUAGAAGAGUUAACCGUUCUGCGUGUGAUGAGAAGUAUCGCAGAGACACAAAGCACACCCUCUCAACAACUGAAUCAAAGAAGUUAAAAUGCAAGAUGUUCAUCGAUUUGGUUGAACAAGUUCAGUCUCUGAGAGCUUCUCAAUUCUAUGAAGAGGCUGUUGAUUAUCAUGAAAAUGGUUUGAAGAUUGAUGUCAAUGGAGAUUCACUCACUCGGGGAUUUGAGGGAUUCUUCAAGGGGUCAAUGACAAGAAGAGAAACCAAAAACGAUAUUGUACGGUUGGAAGCAUCUCAGAAUUCUCCGCUCAUUCUUCAACAACUUUACGAGGAUGUUUCAAUGUCUUGCGGGAAAUCGAAGAACUCUGCAGACGUCGUGACUUCAUGUGCAUUCAAAUACGCGUACUGCAUUCACAAGAUAAAAAAAGAGUGUAUGAUUCAAUUAUCCAUUUGUUUGGAUCAUAUCGAUGGAAUAGAUGGGACCUGCGAAGAAAAAAUAAAGGAGAUUUCAAGUUUCCUCUGGCCGAGCACGGCUACUACUCCCGUUCCGACUGGCGAAUCAAAUGCUGCAAAAGCUAUCACUCGUGGAGCAAAAGAAGACUAUUUCUGGUGGAUAGCCAGAAUGAUUGCGCUUUUUGUAUUCAUUGUUGUAAUCACUCUACUUAUCAUUUCCAUUGGUGCAGCUAUAUAUCAACAAGGUUGCGUGUCCGGUGCCAGAAAGAUAUGCGGUGAAAAACAUUCCAUGAAUCAGGGAAAACAGGAAGAAGAUCGGUUGGUGGAGGCUCCGAGUUCAUCUAGCUCCGAUGUAGCUACUGUUGCUGAAACAGAUGCAGCAUCACCUCGAAACGAUGAAUCAAAUGAUCAAGAGCCGCUAGAUGGUGAAGAAGAGAUAGCCCGAAUUGGAAAUGACGACAAUUAUGAAAUUAUUCAAAUGAGCAACAAUCAAGAGGAUUCUCAGCAUAUUUGCACGUUUCUGUUUGUGACUGGGAAUGUUGAAUACGAUGAAUCAUUCGCUAGAACUGAAUGCUGGAAUCAAUACAAAAUAGAGAAACUUUGCCGCCCGAAAUAUGAUAAAUGCCUGAUUUCCAAGGGAAGAAACUGCAUGGAAGUUUUCAGAACGUGUGCAGAAAAAAACGCCUUACCAGGAGCGUCAUACAUUUGUCAACAAUGGUUGGUGAAUGUUACCAACCCUUUGAAGGAAACAGAAGAAAGCUACAGUUUGGAAUUGUUGAACAGAGCAUUAGGGACCGAUAUGAUAUUGGGAACAUCGGAAAUGUGUGAUAUUUUCGUUUUCAAAUACCACAACUUAUAUCUAUUCAAUUUAUCAACUGCAUCCUUGUCAGCGAUUGAAACAGUUCAAAAAACAAUAGUUUCGUAUUGUCAAUGUCCGAUUGAGAUGCAAAAACAAGUAGAAGAACGCCCACCUCCUCAAUCCAUCAAAAGAAUCAUCCCAAAUCAUUUCUACUACGGAGGAUUGAAAAACUACGAAUGCUGGAAAGAAGUCGACCAGUAUCUCGCUGUAAUUCUCUGCGGAGAAAAUUCAACGAUUCAUAUCAAUCAGGAAUGGGCUAGAAGAACCGAUUGCCUAGAGGAUCCAAAGUUUUCUAACUGUUCUCCAAAGUUUAUUGAGGAAAUAGAAAAAAUAUCCAAAGAGAGUGAAAAGCCUUUGUUCUGCUCAACAUACGUCGAGAUAAUUGUGAAGGCACUUAUAAUAUUCAAUAGAACUUCUUCCAGAACCAUAACCGCCUGUAACUACACCUAUUCGCUCUGUAACCGCUCUUCUCAUGAUCAGUGUGACAAACAGCUCAUUGAAUGUUUCAAAAGAGAUAAUUGGUUAUCACAGGAGUGCCUUGCAGUAUUGAUUCCUUCGAAGGGUUCUACUGCUGUCUUUUCUGGAUUUGUGAAUCUAGCGAAGAAUCAUUAUUGGACUGUUAUUGCACUGUUCCUGGUAGCCAUCGUUCUUGCCGGUUGUAAGAAACUGCGAGACUGGCUGUUUGAGUCACUGUCGAUUAAACUUUUCAUCUUUUUGACAAGACAAUUCGAUAAAGGUGCAGACUAUUUUGAUGCCUUGCUGAAAAAUGAUUCAGAAGACAGGAGAACGGACACGGGUACUACCGAAGUGGAGAAGGUAGCUACUAGUACAGUUGACAACUCUAACAAUAAACAUGAAUCAUUCGGAGAAGAUGUAGGAGAACCUCUUUUACCUGUGAAUGCAUUACCUCCCGCAGAAUAUCAAAAUAACUCAAAUACUUCAAAUACGCCAUCAACAUCUUCUAUUUCUAAUAUAGCAACAGAACAGACACCAUCCAACAAUCAAAGUGAAGUGAUGACUAGCUCUAACAAUGAAAACGCCAAUCCGAAGCUUGAUGAGACAAAAGACAAGCCGCAGUUUUCAUCAUCUUUAAAGAACAUGGGAAAAUCUUUCUGGAGAAUUAAUUGCUCGAUGUGGCCAGUUCUAUACCAACGCUGCAAAUUCCCUUCAUUCAAGACAAUUCGCAAUGCAUCUGUUGAAGGAUUUCAAUCUAUAAGGAAUAGACGGAAAAUGUCUUCUGAGGAGUCAGAUAUUUGCCAGAAAUGGAUUGAAACUGUAACUGAAUCUUUAGAAAACAAUAAAGAUGCAUACAUGAUGAAGCUGUUGGACAAGGCUCUUCACAGGAAAAUGAGACGAAAAAGUUCGGAAGUUUGUGAUGUCUCCGUUUUCAAACAUCCUGACUUUUUAAAUUCCUCAAAUAUAACGUUGUCAGUUAUCAAUGAACUUUCCCCUCUGAUAUUUUCAUUCUGCCAAUGUCCAAAUCAUCCAAUGAAUGAUCGACCAAGAAGCCAUCCGCCUACUCACUCCAGUUUUCCGAUUCAUUUCUACUAUGGAGGAUUGAGAAACAUUGAGUGCUGGAAAGAAGUCGACAGGUAUCUCGUGGAAACUCUCUGCGGAGAAAAGUCAUUACUCCAAAUCAAUCACGAAUGGGCCAGAAGAACUGAUUGUCUUGAAAACCCAGCACUGACUAAUUGCACUUCAAAGUUUUUAGAGAGACUAGAGAAGUCUCUUCCAUUUGUCAAUUCUACUACUUUCGAUUAUAACAUUGUCCCUGUGAAUAUAAGUGUCACCUCUGGAUUUCCCGGAGUUCAUUAUCAAGAUGAUGACUUAUAUCUAUUGAGUCAACUAAAUGACAAUAUCACUUUCAAGUGUUUCCCUGUUAAAAGAGCUAUCACAUCUUGCAACUACUCUUACAUUCACUGUAGCCGUCAUUUUUUUAAUCAAUGUGACGAGAGUUUCAUCGAAUGUUUGAAAGAUGAAAACGAAUUCUCACCUGAAUGCGUGGAAGCCAUGUUUCCUAUUAAAAACUUUGCACAAUUCUUGAUAAGACUUUUGAAUAGGACAUGGAAUUACAAAUGGGAGAUCUUCUUUUUUGUGGCUGCGGCUAUCGUUUUCGCGUUUUCGAAGAAAUUACGGGAUUGGUUAUUUGUCUUAUUAACAAUCAAGCUUUGUCUCGCUUUGACAGGACAGUUCGAUAGAGCAGCUGCAUUUUUUGAUGGUCUACUUUUGGUAAACCUUGAAGAACCAGAGUCAAAAGAAAUGCAAAUCAAUUCUGGUUUUUCGGAUAAUGAACAAGAUGAGAAUCUGGGAUCGAACAAUCACAAUCCAGAUGAACUAGAAGACGUGACAUCGGAUUUCCCAUUUAUAGAUGACGCUCACUCUCGAACUACGGAAACUUCUAGCAAUCAGAUAAGAGAAAUCGACGGAGAUUCACAAUCCGAAUCAUCGAGAGAUAGACCGAGAUUGCCAUCAACUUCAAACGAUAUGUGGAAAUCCUUCAGGAAAAUGAACUCAAAUAUGUUUAGAGUUCUACACAGGCGAUUCAUUUGUCCUGCGUUUAAUGCAGCAGCCGAAUAUUUUUUGCAUUCAGAAGGAAGAAAUAUUGGAAACCACGAAAAUUCCCGAUUUUUACCUUGA
Messenger RNA from Caenorhabditis remanei, 4725 nucleotides. RefSeq lists its product as uncharacterized. The transcript is spliced from 22 exons. The record is from RefSeq and is a predicted model, not a curated record. Lineage: Eukaryota; Metazoa; Nematoda; Chromadorea; Rhabditida; Rhabditidae. The coding region runs from base 1 to 4725 and encodes 1574 amino acids.